Molecule: messenger RNA, 3603 nt
Organism: Octopus bimaculoides (California two-spot octopus)
Lineage: Eukaryota; Metazoa; Mollusca; Cephalopoda; Octopoda; Octopodidae
Source: RefSeq, a predicted model, not a curated record
UCAUCUCUCAAUUACCAUCAUGUUCUGUUGUAUUGAAAUGGUAUUGUCCCUAUUUCAUGCUGGAACAUCUUGGUGAUUUAACUUUUCAACUGGUUACAUUAAUCAACACAGAAAGGAACCAAUUACAGAGCCAGACCUUUAUUUAAAGACAAAACCAAAAUUUAAAAACAAAAAAAAAACAUAAAAAAAAAAGAAACAAAAAACUAACAACAAAAGACAAAAUAAAGCAAACAACCUAACAUUAUCUUCAGCAGUAGCUGCAGCAAUGAUGGCAGGCGAAGGGGAAAAUUUAGAUUUGCAUGAAUCUCUGUUUCACCUGGAUGCAUGGCUCUCUGCUUAUGACCAAUACACCCUCCACCCUGGAGCUCCCUGGUUACAGAUCCAAGAAAAUAUCUGUCAAAAGUUUGCUCAUAUCAUAGACUCAGAAAUCAACCUCAGCCCUGAGAGAAGUCAAGCUGUGGUUUCCUGUAUGGGGCCUCAGUUUACAUUAAAGUACCUGUCUUAUCCUUCACAUGGACUUCAACGCAAGGAGUGCUCUCAGCAGAUGUUGCUAGAAAUGAAAUCAUUAUUAAGUCAAGGGCUGGCAAAUGCUAUCAUUGAGGCUGGUUAUGGGUCACUGGUGACUCAUGAUACUCUCAGUCCUAGCUGUCAAUCGAAACACAACCAGCCAAAAGUUAGUCUUGCUUUACCAGAACCAAAAGUUGACUAUUAUUUCAAUAAAAGUGUGGCUGAAGAAAAAUUAUCUAAAACAGACACAAGAAAAUCAGUGACUAAAAUUAAAGUAUGCACUGAAGACAGUGAAACAAUUGGUAAGAUGGUAGGCUUGAUACUUGAAAGAUAUCCUGAGAAGAUUACUGUAGUAACAGAUAAACUGAAAGGUUUUCAUCUCCCUGCAAACCUACGCAAACAGAUAUGGACUGAGGUGCUUUUUCAGAAUGUAAAUCCUAUGACAAACAAUCAAUCAAGUGGCAAUUUGAAGAAAAAAUUCCGCCAACAAUUUGGACAAAAGUUACAGAGUAAUUUGAAGAAGUUACACGUAAAACAUCCAUUGCAUUCACCAAUCAAGGAUUUAAUAGAAAACACUGUUAUUGAGACUUACAACAAGACACCAUCUAUGCAAUUGUACAAGUCAACAGCUUACAUGAAAGAGGCUUCACGUGUUUUGAAUGCUUUAUACAUUUAUAACCAGUCUUAUCAACCAUUCUAUGUGCUCUGGUUGUUUCCUAUGCAGAUGGCUCUUGCAGAUUUGGCAGACAAAAAUAGCACAGAAGGAGAGGAAAUCUAUGAACUUGCCAUGUUACUACAUCUGUUGGAAUCAAGAUGUUUCCCUUCCUGGGCCAUAAUGUUUGUUAUUGCUGAAAAUGUCAUGGCAACACUUGAACAGAAGGAUUUAGAACUUUAUAAACAUCUGAAGCAUGUAGCAACUAUAAAUGCACGAGUUAACCCUAAGGAAUGCUUGGUUCAUUUGAUGGAGGAAGAAAGGACACUUGCUGAGAAACUGGUGCUGUCUAAGUCCACCAACAAAAUCAAGAGAACCAGUAAAAGACUGCCAGCCACCAGGCUCUCUUUGGCACAACCGAUAAUGUUUAUCAGGCAGUGGAUUGGAGAGGCCUUUGUUGGUAAACUGGACCCUGCUGCUAUGUUAUGGGUGUGGGAUCAACUCUUCUUGCAAUACUGGCACCAGCAAGUUUUCCAUGACAUAUGCAUAGCAUUGGUUGCUCUUUUGCGGGAACACUUCCUCGUAGCUUCAGACUACCUGCAGAUGAAACAGGUUUUUGUUUCACAGACCUUCCAUCUUCUUACUCUUGAUAUCCAGCGGGCUUACCUUGCAGUUGUCAAAGGCAGCACCAACUUACAUGAUAUUGCCAGCCUCAACAGAUGUUCACCUCAAGGUGUCUCAGGAGGUGACGUAGCAGCAACUGCUGGUAUAAUGGGUGAACAGUCUUCUAAAUCCAUCACUGACUUGGCCAAGAAGACACAUAAAUUGGACAUAAAACCUACCACUGAACUUUCCAAUCUAUUUAUUGAUUUCAGUAAACUGUCAAAUGAGAGUUUAUCAAUUCAAAUCUCUGAUGUUUGUUUCAAAUUGGACUUCCAACAAUCUGUAUUGCAGAAAGGAACUAACAAAAAUUUGCCUUGGAGAGAAUUACCUGAAACUAACGAGAUUCUUAUGAAUAUCAUACUGAAAUUUGGUGAUGAGUGCAUCGAAUUGAAGAAAGUUCAGUCCUCACAGAUUUCAUUUCAGACGACUCCAACCAUAACAGGGAAACUGAUUUAUAUUGCUAAAGUGACUGAUGUGUUUAACUUUGCUGAUAUUUCUGUAUCAAACUACAUAGAUAAGAUGAUAUCGGGAGAAUACUUUCAUCUCAUUGUUAUGGUGGUGUAUGUCCAUAAGAAUGUCAUUUCAACCCUUGGUUGGGCCUUUAUUCCACUGACUGAGCUGACCCAAAGAAACACUGUAGCUGCUUUACAUUCUGGAGCCAUUCCUGAUAUCUUCAUGCAGCAACAUGUCAGAGAAUCUAUCAACUGCACAGAAACGUCUUCAAAAUAUAUUUUAGGUUACAACUCUGAAUUAUUUCUAAAAGUAGAUAUAAGAACUGAAACUGCUCUCAACGCCAGUGAUUCAAGAAAUUCACUUAUGAGUGAUGGUCUUUGGCUGGGUCAUCAUUCAGAUUCUGUGGCAGAUGAUAAGAUGGGGAAGUCAAAUGAUGUCAAAGAUUUUUGUGUCUAUAUUGAUAGCCUCCGAAUGUUGCCUGAUAAUGCUUCUAUUGUUAAGGUUGUUUCUUAUCUAGUUCAGCCAUCAAAGCCCUUAACAACAAAACUGCUGCCAACGUUCCCGUCCAUUGACAGCAAAUGGUGUUGUCCCAUGUUUGUCCCUGAAGAUCGUUUCAUAAUGCAAAAGAUGAAGGAUAACUUACCCAAAGAUACCUUUAUAUUGUUCACUGUGUAUACUAUUGACAUGAACUCCACCCAGCUGUGUACACUAGGCAAUGCAUUAAUGUGUCUUUAUGAAUCUUACAAUGAUAAUAAUGAUGUAAAAUUCUGCUCUGGAGGUUAUCAGCUGAAGUUAAGAAGUGGGUCUUUGGACAUGUCUAAAAAUAUCAAGUCUUCCAGCUUAGACAAUCUACCAAUUGUUCCUGUGGUGUCACUUUUAAUUCGGAUUUUACCUUUAGUGCAGGAUGUACAGCCUGCUCCACCCUAUACUUCAAACUACUAUCAUUCUAUCCAGUGUAAACCAACCAUCUCAGAAGAAAGAAUAUUUGAAAGUUUCCAGAAGCAUUCUAAGUUAUCAGAGCCACUUAAGACUCUCAUCUGCAGGUUACAGCUCUUUGAUGGAAUCCAAACAGAUCAGACAGAAUUUGAAAUGAUGGAAUGGUGUAAGAAGAAGUUGGAUACUGACCAUUCUAUUCAACCAUUCCCAGUUCUGAAUCUUAACCAGUGUGUGUCAUACCAGUCAGAUAUUGGCCUAAAAUUCACCAUUGACAAAGCUUUUAAUCUAAAAGGUAUCAGAAUAAUGCUGAUUUUAAUUUUUCCUGUCUUUUGAAAAUUUAUUUUAUUAACUAUUUUUAUAUUAACAUUAUUUGCCAACAUGGCUGAGUGAUA